GAGGAUUGUGCUUUCGCUUUCAUAUCUCAUACUACCGUAAUACGACGCACCAUGAAAGGGCAUCAAGCAGCAGAGCUAGACGACUUCAAACUGAAAGAUGAAGCAACGGUGAUCCGUGAUGUUGGCCUUGGACAGGUAUUGGAGGUUGAGGCGAUAUCAGAGCAGGAAAGGAAGGUUCUGAGGAAGUUAGAUAUAAUAUUGAUCCCAUUAAUGGGAGUAUGCUACAUGAUGCAGUACAUGGACAAACUGGCUCUAAGUCAGGCUACAAUGUUUAACCUACGACAAGAUUUACACCUUAAAGGCCAAGAAUACACAUGGACGUCUGCCGUCUUCUACUUUGGAUACUUUGCCUGGAGUUGGCCCAGCUCGUACCUCAUCGUCCGUCUGCCGCUUGGAAAGUAUAUCAGUGUCUCAGUACUUGUAUGGGGAGGAAUCUUGAUGUGCCACGCGGCCGUGAAGAGCUUUGGAGGGUUGGUAGCGGCCAGAUUCUUCCUAGGAGUAGGCGAAGCUGCCAUUGCCCCCGGCUUCUCUCUCAUCACCGGCAUGUUCUACAAGCGUGAGGAGCAGCCAGCACGCCAAUCUGCCUGGUUUCUGGGUAACUGCAUCUCAACCGUCAUCGGCGGCGUUGUCGCCUACGGCAUCGGCAGCAUCAAAAUACACGCCAUUGCGAGCUGGCAACUUCUCUUCCUCUUCCUCGGAGCCAUCACCGCAUUCAUCUCUUUCUUUCUCCUCAUCUUGCUUCCCGAUUCACCCAAGAAAGCCAUCUUUCUCACCAAACCCGAACGCGCCAUCGCCGUGCAACGGACACUCAGAAACAAAACCGGAGUUCUGGACGAGGGCUUAUUCAAAUGGGACCAAGCAUGGCAAGCCGUCCGUGACCCCCAGACAUGGUUCCUAGUUUUAUAUACCUUCUGUGUCAACCUCUGCAACGGAGGCAUCACCAGCUUCUCCUCCAUAAUAAUUAACGGCUUCGGUUUCACCGAAAUCAAGUCUCUCCUCAUGCAAAUGCCUCUCGGUGCCGCGCAAAUCAUAUUCCUCGUCCUAACCGCCACCCUGGCCACCCUAAUCCCCAACACGCGAAUCCUGAUGAUGAUUUUCAACACCAUCGUCUCCACAAUCGGGAUGAUCCUGGUCUGGAAACUCGACGAAGAUAACCGCAAGGGCCGUCUAACGGGUCUCUCCCUCGGGGCGGUCUUCGCCGUCAACAUCCCUCUUUCACUGAGUAUCAUCAGCUCUAACGUUGCGGGGUUCACGAAACGGAGUACCACCAGCGCGUUACUUUUCAUUGCGUAUUGUGUGGGGAAUAUUGUUGGGCCGCAGUUUUUCUACGCGUCGGAGGAACCGUACUAUCCUACGGGCAUGAAAGCGGCAAUUUCGGGGUUGGCGCUUGGGGCUUUCUUUUUGAUUUGCUUACUGGGGUACUACGUGUGGGAGAAUCGGCGUCGGAAUCGUCUUUUUGGGGUGCCCGGGCAGAUGACGGAGAGUCAGGAGUUGGCCUUGGGGUUGUCGAGUAUGACGGAUUUAGAGAUUGAGGGGUUUCGGUAUGUUUUGUAG
Messenger RNA from Aspergillus heteromorphus CBS 117.55, 1554 nucleotides. Its product is annotated as MFS general substrate transporter. The record is from RefSeq and is a predicted model, not a curated record. Gene Ontology annotation, molecular function: dipeptide transmembrane transporter activity; allantoate transmembrane transporter activity. Lineage: Eukaryota; Fungi; Ascomycota; Eurotiomycetes; Eurotiales; Aspergillaceae. The coding region runs from base 52 to 1554 and encodes 500 amino acids. The transcript has 7 exons. Gene Ontology annotation, cellular component: plasma membrane. Gene Ontology annotation, biological process: dipeptide transport; transmembrane transport; tripeptide transport.